AAUCAGUCCGUUUUGUGAGCUCGCCGUUGAAGGACGUGGUUUGUUAGUUUUCGGUGUCCGUUGUCGUUCCUUUUUUUUUUAUCUUGUUCCGAUUCUAACAAAAAUCCGGUUGCGCGUCGGUUUUUAUCUAAAUUGUUUGGUGUGGAUGGUCUGAGAAACAGUGUGAACCGUGAGUGGUAAACAAUAAUCUUCCGUGUGCUGUGCAAACAAAAUAGUGAGGAAUUUUCCUAAUCGUUGCGAUCAGUGUUCAGCCGUAAGCCCGUAACCAAAAAAACGGCGGCAGGUGGUUUUUUUUGUUCGUGUUCUCGAGGAUCAUCAUGAUGGUGUUUGGAAAAGGCGACGACGACUGCUGCGAUCGCAAAAGCAACAGCAGCAAUGUUUGAGUGUGUGUGCGUGUUGCUGCACUGCAAUCAUCAUCAACCGUCAUCAUCAUCAUCAUUGCAUCCCUUUUGGGUGCACCCCGAGUAAAAAUAUACGCGAAGGUCCGUAGAGCGAAAAAAAAAUAUGAUUGAUUCGGUAAUCGCAGCUCAGUAGUGCGCAAGUGAGGAGUAUUAUUAUUGAAACGUCGAUUGUUAUGGCAACGCAGUGAAUCAACAACAAUCACACACAAAGGCAAAGUCGAAGAAGGCAGGUGCUCGAGCAACGAAAUGUCAACCGUCAGCAGCGAGAGUGCGAAUGUGCGAUUCAAAAGUGUGUACGAUUCGACAUCGGAGCAGGCAUCGAUGAUGGUGGGCCAUUAGAUGAUAUUGUUGGCCAGAAAUAUUAAUAAUUACCUACGAGUCAGUGAGCGGGUUUUUGUGUGGUCACCGUGAUUAAUAAGAGUGUUGUUUGGUGAGUGAGCAGUGAUUUUACUAUUCGAUUCGUGAAGAGAUUGGAUUUCCGUAUAGAAGGAGAAGAGGGCAACGGCUAGCGAGUCAGCUGGGUGCAGAAACACAGAACGACGAGAGCUAAGAACGACAUAUCAGCGAAGGACGAGGAACAGGCGGCCACAAACUCCUGGAAAAAUGAAGGUUACGGUUUGUUUUGGGCCCGCACGGUUCGUGGUUCCGUGCCCACCGGGGACGACCGUGAGGAAACUGGAGCAGGAGGCCAUUAUUCGAUACAAAAGAAAGAAUCCCGAUUCGUGGGUCGUGGUGCACCACCUCCAGUCACAGUCCGGCAUCCUCGAUCCGGACGAUCACAUUGGCGACGUAGCGGACGACCGGGAGGAGAUCAUAGCCAGCUACGAUGACUGCCCGGGAGGACCCGAUCCGGGAGUGCCGCAAGGAGGAGGCGAUGGUGCUAGUGGGAGUUCCGUAGGAACCGGCAGUCCCGACAUAUUCCGCUCCGAACCGGGCAAAUACGGUCCGGAAAGUUCAACGCCACACAUCGAGGUCACCUCGACGGAGCAACCUCCGAUGGGACUGGGACUGCAGGUUCGACGAGGAAGCGAGCCAUCUCUACACCAGAUCGGUGUAACGGACCAGCGAAGUCCGCUGUACAACGUCAGUCCCAAUGGGCACCAGGACACAAAACGGUGGUCGGCGGCGCCGGUGUGCCGAAGCGACACGGAACCACCGGAACGGCUGCUGUCGCCCUCGAACGGAGUGCCGUAUCUCUCACCCGAGUGGAAUGUCCUUCCGGAGGAGGAAUCUCACGACAGUCUUCCGCAGCAGUUCUCCCGAUCGGGGCGGCUUUCGAUGCAGUUUCUCGGGGCCGAAGCCGCCAACGGGUACCGAUGGAUGGAUGCGGCGGAGAGGGUCGCUACGACUGCGGCCUACAAUGGAACGAGUGCGAAUAGUAGCUUUAGCUCCAAGUCGCUGCCGAGGGAGUCGAAGCGGAAGGAACCCCUCGGGCAGGCCAAUGCUUCCGUGUACGAGUCGCUGAGGGAGAAAGAUGGUGAAAUGCUCCUGGUGGUCAACGAAAACGGUGGUCCCCUGGGUCUAACGGCGCUCCCAGACCCGGACUACGGAGGACUGCUGGUGCAGAGCGUGGAACCGGACAGCCGUGCAGAUCGAGGUCGGUUGCGCCGGGGCGAUCGCAUUCUCGAAAUCAACAACAUCAAACUGGUGGGGCUCUCGGAGAGCUCCGUGCAGGAACAUCUCAAGAAGAGCCUUUCGUCGCCGGAGUUGCGGUUGCGGGUAAUCCGGGCCGGAGUCGGCACCAAGUACAAGCGAGACAACCGGGUUUCGCAAAUGAUCGAAGCGGAGGAGAAGCCAACUGCGGUAGGUGGAGCCAAAGUGGCAACGGUUUCGCCCACGAGGAAGGUACCGGGAGCGCCUACGGGGAUCAGCCUGCAGGCGGCCAACACCCGGAAGCUGGGCAAGCGCAUCGAGAUUUCCCUCAAGAAGGGAAUGAAUGGGCUUGGGUUUUCGGUGACGACCCGGGACAAUCAGGCCGGCGGGCAGUGUCCGAUCUACAUCAAGAAUAUUUUGUCCAAGGGGGCGGCAGUUGAGGACGGAAGACUGAAACCGGGCGACCGGUUGCUGGAGGUAGAUGGGGUUCCGAUGACCGGCAAGUCGCAGAGUGAGGUGGUAGCGAUUCUGCGGGCGACGGAGUACGGAGCCACCGUACGGAUAGUCGUCUCGCGGCAACAGGAGUUGGCUGAGGUUGAAGAGCGGGAGAUUGGUUGUGGUGUGGAGAGCGAACAGAAGAGUACGCCGCCGAAACCUCCGCCGCCAGUACUGCCGAAGUCAUCGCUCAAGCAGGGAACCCGGGCUCGAUCAGAGGAGAUGCUCGACACGCAUGAUUCAGCCGUGACCAAUGUACGAUCGACCGUUUCCAAGAACACCAACUCUUCAUCAGUGCCACCCCCGAUCCAGAAGAAACCCCUGACGUCGAUACUGAAGUCUGCGUCGACCAAUCAAGUUUCGGAGCUUCUGCAGGAUCAACCGUCCCAGUUCUCGUCGAUGCCGGGCGCCGGAGGAAUACAAUGGAAGAAUCGGGAGAUUCUGACGCUGCACAUUCCGGUUCACGACACGGAGAAGGCGGGUCUUGGGGUUAGUGUGAAGGGUAAGACGGGAUCCGGGAACAGUAGCGGGGGAAGUGGUGGAAGCGGCGGUAAGCACGAUGGAGACUUGGGGAUCUUCGUGAAGAGUGUGCUGCACGGAGGAGCGGCCAGCAGGGAUGGAAGGCUGAAGAUGAACGAUCAGCUGUUGAGUGUGAAUGGGGUUUCUCUGCUUGGGCAGUCCAACGCAGAAGCGAUGGAUACGCUGAGGAGAGCCAUGCUGCAGACAGGUGGAACCAAUCAUCCGGGAAAGAUCAUCCUAACUGUGGCGCGUCGUAUUGGUCGACCGAUCAGCACAGGCGAACUGUUGGAAACGAUCGACAACUCCAACUCCAGUGAACAAUCCGGGGCCACGGUUAUCUAUCUAAGUCCCGACAAGCAGCAAUCUCAACAGCAGUCAUCCAGCGAAAAACAGCAACAACAGCAGCAACACAAACGCUACAGCAAUCCGGUGCUGGACAGGCUGACGGGUGGCACUGGCCAAACCGUCGGCGGAAGCAACGGCAGCCUGAAUCAUCAUCCCACGAGUGCCAAUGGAAGUCCCACCAUCAACCAAAGACCUUCUCCUCUGGCGGGCCAUGGCCUGCGCAACGAAAGCUACUACAUGGCCACCAACGACAACUGGAGUCCGGCGGCGGUCAAUCUGAACGGCAGCAACGCCGUUCUCAUCGAGGAAGAUCCGGAACCGACCUCACCAACAUUCCAUCUGACGCGGCCAUCGGACGGCGGUAACUCAACCUCCACUCCCAACGGAGACGUGACGUACGCGAGUCAGCUAUCGCUGGACACGAAUCCACCAGCGUCGGAUGCUUUCAGCCGGGACGCCAUCGGCAGGCGUUCGAUGUCGGAGAAACACCACGCGGCGUUGGAUGCCCGGGAAACGGGCACCUAUCAGCGCAACAAGAAACUUCGUGAGGAACGCGAACGCGAGAGGCAGCUAACCUCAGGCGUGGCGGCUGGCUCCGUAGAAUCCGUCACCCAAAUGGGCCGGAUGAGCAGUCUGAAGGCUAAGUCCGAACUGCGAGCGGAAGCGCUUGAUCGGCUCGGGGAACUUGGGCCUUCGCUGGGAAUGAAAAAAUCUUCAAGUUUGGAGUCGUUGCAAACCAUGGUGCAGGAGAUUCAGAUGGCCGACGAACCGAGGGGACCGAAUGCGCUGCGGACGCCUCGCGGCCGAGGACGGGAGGAGGUGCUCAGGGCUGCCGUCGAACGGCCACCGGUGACGCAAGCCAAGAAGCACUGGCUGUUGGAGGACGCCGCACCGGAGGGGGAUUCCGGAGGAUUCGUCCCCCGUGGGUCACCCUUCCAGUCGUCGCUCAACGAUGGCAAGCACAAGAACCGGCAGAAGAAGAGCGGCCUCUUCCGAGGAAUCGGCCACAUGUUCCGAUUCGGCAAGCACCGCAAGGACGGAAUCGCUCCCAUCAGUGACAACGUUCCGGCGGAUUACACCGCUGGCUGGGGAAGCGCUCCCGGUGAUGAUCGAACCCUCUCGAAUGGCGGUAUCACUUCCCAGCAGAAGGGUCAAACCCUGACCGUGAAGCAGAGUAGUUCCAAGGGUUCCGCACCGGGUGCUUCCUCCACCAAUGGGCCUUCUUCGCUGGGUGGCGGUCUGACGAAUGGAACUUCCACCCAUGCCCGAACCAACUCCAUCGAGCGAUCGGCCAGCUCCGGAGUGGUGGUAAGCCAUCCGCCCAUGUAUCAACCUCCUCCACCGCCGCCGCAGCAGAACGGAUCCGCCAUCCAUCACACGGACGUGUUCAACCACCGGUAUUCGCACUACGUCAACUACGAGGAACUGCAGCAACAGAUCAGCCGACGUCAUCAUCAUUAUCAUUCCCAAAGAUCGACCAGGAACACUGCCCCGGUGGACAUCACCCUUCAUCAGCAGCAUCCGAAACUGAAGCAGUCGCGUCCCGUGUCCAGCUAUUACGACGGCGGAGCCAUGUACGAAACCAUCCAGCACAACGGCCUCGGAGGUUCCCAGCGGAAACCGUCGUCGUCCCCUUCGAAACUGCAGCAGCAACAACAACAACAACAUCAGCAGGCGGCCAAUUGGAACGGAACCGUGACUUCCUCGUCCGGAACCGGUCCGGGGUACCAAAAUCACGGUUCGAUUCGCAGCCGGGGUCCCUUCGUGACCCAGGUCCAAAUUCAGAACCAGCUGUCCUAUCAGUGAACGACGAGAGGAAAUCUGGCAACCACCAGAGCUACUAGUGCUGCCAGUUUCCUCGACGCGUGAUCCUCCAAUUAGGGAAAUCUAAAAAAACGUUCUGUGAUGAUUGCAACGUCUCAUUCACCGAAAGUAUAUAAGCCAUCAUCGUUUGCUAUUUUUUUUGUAUUAUUAUUGGUCCGUGUAGAAAAUUAGGUUUACUCACUAGACUUUCGCGCGUUUCCGAAGAAAUCCGAUUCGAUUAAAAAAGUGAUGUUUUAGAUCAUUUUUUUAGUUACCACUACCGCCUAAGUUUCCAACUGUCCCGAUCUGUUUUUUUUAAGCGAAAUGAACAAACCAUCUUUCGACUCAGAUUGGAUAUUCUGUAAUAUGAUCAUAUUUUUAGAUUAAAAAUCGCAGAACGAUUUUCAACGUCCAUCUUUUUACACAUCUAAGUUAUGUAAAAAAACUAGAAUUCGACGAACCGCUUGUAAAUUAUCCGAUUGUUCAGCCUGUACAUAUUUAUUAUAGCUCGCGAAACGAAAAGUGCUUUAUUGUUAUCAUGUAUGUAACAAAGCCCAUAUAUUAACGAAAUCGAAUGUUCUCAACCCGAUUAGAAAAGAUGUUAUAGCGAGAAAAGCUCCAACCGUGUAAAUAUUAUCGAAAUUUGGAACACUCCCGUUCCAAAGCUACUUAACAUCGAGAAACCCUGGAUCGUCGAUCGGACGAAUCCGAAUGUCUCAUACAUUCCAUUGCGAUUUCUCCGGGAAAAAUAUAAAGGUACUUAACUCAGAUUACAUACACACACACACCAAUAUAAAUCGCUAGGAAAAGGCGCACUGUGCUUUACCGCUGCCGCCACGGCCAGCGGUUAUCUACUUAAUUAUAGUUGCCUUAAAUCGUUGUUAGGGACGACACAGAUGUUAACAUUUAUAUCAAAAAGUAUAUAAUUAUUGAAUCAUACGGUAUGAAAAUACACUGUUACAUACAGACAACUCAUAAUUAGUGCAGCAACCAGAGCUAAGCUGCUGCGGGAUCGAAGAAUCUUUGUAAAGUAUUAUAAAGGCGCCGAGAAAUGCAUGAAAGUAAUAAUUACUAAAACGA
This is a messenger RNA of Aedes aegypti (yellow fever mosquito), 6236 nucleotides long. RefSeq names its product partitioning defective 3 homolog (gene baz). The coding region runs from base 1005 to 5159 and encodes 1384 amino acids. The transcript is spliced from 9 exons. Gene Ontology annotation, molecular function: phosphatidylinositol binding; protein binding. Gene Ontology annotation, cellular component: adherens junction; cell cortex; apical junction complex. The record is from RefSeq and is a predicted model, not a curated record. Gene Ontology annotation, biological process: establishment or maintenance of epithelial cell apical/basal polarity; microtubule cytoskeleton organization; establishment of cell polarity. Lineage: Eukaryota; Metazoa; Arthropoda; Insecta; Diptera; Culicidae.